AUGGAAGGGGACGCUUUAACACACAUUACUAUAUACAUGAAAAAUGAAUUUAGUACAAAUGACACCGAUAAAUACAUACCUUCAUAUGAAAUUACAGAGAAUUCCAAUGAUCAGGUCUUAGUUUCAGACCGUAUUUUUCCCGAAGCAUUUCAAGAUUGGUGUCGAGAUGGUGGUCAUAUAGUACAAAUACAGCCGUGGGAUAUACGGGCACGCAUAAAGACCCUUCACAACGAACUAUGUAUAACACCGUACGUUGAGUCUAAAAUGAUAAAAAUAGCAGAACAUAUUGAGAAAAAUAUUGAGAAAUACAUUGGUAUCAGUAUUGUUUUUUAAUAUGCCACGUCAAAAAACUACACAAAAACGUCAAAGAUUUAUUUUAAACUUUAUAGAUAAAAUUUACGAAGCACCACGCAAACAGAGAGGCAGUCAAAGUAUUCGUAGAUCACAACGUUGCAUUGCAGAUACUUUAAAAAAACAACAAUGCAAAAAACGUACGGCGCAUACUAAAAAAUGUUGGAUUCAUUUGGCCAAACAAGAUAAUCUACGUAUUAAGCCGUCCAAUAUUAUUAGCGGUGGAAAAGGACUCUACUCGUGGAAAAAACAAAUUCCACGCGGCAAGAAUAUUAGCAAAUUUACAGGGCGUAUAACAACAAAAGAGGAAUUAGAUCAACUUUACGGAGACGUCACAGCCAAAUACGCUGUUUGCAAUCGUCGAGGAAAAUGUAUCAAUUCAAAUUAUACUACAGACGGUGCUGCAAGAUUUGCUAACGACGCGCGUAAAACACCGUUUAAAAAUAACGCACAAAUAAGAGGGAGACAAAUACUUCGUUUAAAAGCAAGUAAAAAAAUUCCGCCACAUCAAGAAAUUUUCACAUCCUACGGGCGAGAAUACUGGAAAUAA
Messenger RNA from Paramuricea clavata, 901 nucleotides. The record is from the annotation of a GenBank genome assembly. NCBI's taxonomy places the organism in Eukaryota, Metazoa, Cnidaria, Anthozoa, Malacalcyonacea, Plexauridae.